AUGGCUCCAAAUCAUUCACCACGACACCAGAAACGGUCUCGGGCUAACGACGUCGCCGAGAAAUCGUCGCGAUUAGGCGAGGAGCGAGCCAAACGACGUCGAACUUCGGAGAGCAACAACUCGCAGACGUCGAAGAAGCCGAAGUCUUCUACCGUCCAAGAUGCCCCAAACGACAAUGUGGCGCUCCAAGAGAUGGUUAAGCGAAAGGGAUCUGCACCCUGGUCCUUCUCGCGUCCAGUAGGUGGUCGUUACAGUAAUUUGGACCCUGUCAUGACCAUAGAUGAGGCAUAUCUUUUUGUGGGACUUGACUCUGCAGUCCAGGUCUUCGCAACCUCUACCUCUCGCCUGCUACGUACCCUGCAAAUGGAAACUGGUCAGAAUGUCAUCGGGUAUCAACUUUGUCCCGCGGACCCUGAGGUUCUGUACAUUUUUACGUCCGGACUCGUGACCAAGUGGCACUGGGAUUCUGGAAAACGACUCGCCCGAUGGGGGACUAGCGCUUCAGCCAUUGCAGUUGAUUUGCCAGCAGUGGAAAAGAAAGAGAGCCCGGCAUCAUACUCCAUUGUGACACAAAAGGACGGUAAACGGCAAAUUCUGAUCAGUUCCCUUGAGCAAAAACGCAACCCCCUGGUUGCUCUCGAAACCAGUGAGCAGAUCAAUACCAUCAAAGCUGCGUGUGGUGGACGGAUCAUCGUUGCCAGUGAUGGGUCUCAUCUUUUCAUUGGCACUACACCUAGCGUUGACCUUGACUCGCCUGAGUUGAUCCAGUAUACCUGGAGAGAAGCCUCCCUGCCAGUGACUGCAACGUGCCUCCACUUGCGCGAGAGUUCCAGUCAAGUCUCGGAGUCCAAACCAGUCAAGGGAUCUAAUACUAUCGAUUUGGCGAUUGGAGAAACUGGUGGAUCGAUUUUGAUCUACCAGGAUAUUUUCAACAUUCUAUUCACUCACAAGGCGGCGGAGAAGAAGCUAUCUCCCAGGAAACUGCACUGGCAUCGAAGUGCCGUGAAUACCGUGCGAUGGUCCAGAGAUGGCAAUUAUCUUAUCUCAGGUGGACAGGAGUCCGUCCUGGUGCUGUGGCAGCUGGAUACUGGGCGCAAGCAAUUUUUGCCCCAUCUCUCAUCUCCAAUCUGCAAUGUUGUUGUUUCGCCCAACGGCAAUUCAUAUGUGGUCAAACUGGCGGAUAAUUCGGUCAUGGUCUUGUCUGCGCGAGAGCUACAGUCUUCCACCAGCGUGACUGGUCUGCAAUUGUCCACCGAACUAGGAAGCUCUAAAGACCUUUUCCAGAAGAGAGCCUUUGGCACCGUAGCAGCGCUGCAUCCCCAACACCCCGAAAGACUGCUUGUCACCGUUCCCGCUUCUCACCAGUCCCUCCAACAACCAAGUUCUGCUGUGCUACAGACUUUUGAUAUUCGUGCGAAUUCUCAUAUCUCUCGACAAGCUCUGGCUCGAACCAACACAACAACAUUGAAUAUUAGUCCAGAAGGAACCUCGAUCGUCGCUCCCGAUGUUCGACAUAUGGGUAUUGUGCAGGAUGGGAAGUGGUUGGCAACUGUCGAUACCUGGAGCCCUCAUCCCCAAGACGUGGCAGCUACUGCUAGCAAUGUGUCGAAAGGAAAUUCCACUCCCUUGCGAUCAGAGGUCUUCCUCAAAUUCUGGAAAUGGAAUACCUCUGCUGAUUCUUGGGAAUUGGUAACGCGUAUUGACGGGCCCCACUUCAAUGACUCUCAUCACUCGACGGUGCUGGGUUUAGCAGCCCGUCCGUGCACCCAUGAGUUCGCAACGCUGGGCGAGGAUGCAUUCAUUCGCUUCUGGUGUCCAACUGCUCGACAUCGCAGCGGUCUCAAAACUGAUGGCCCUGAACAACAGCUGGAUACAUGGAAGUGCCGGGGACUUGUUGACCUCACUGCAAGUCUCAAAGGGAUGACUUCGCCUUUGAAGGCUGCAUCUCUGGCCUUUUCUGAGGAUGGCUCUGUUCUUGCGGUCUGCCUGCCAUCUGGGGCUGGAGCAGACGAUGGUUUAGUGCUCUUGAUCAACUCCCGGGAUGGCACUGUACAUUAUCGACGGACAGGUGUUUUCUUCGGAAAGCCCUAUUCCUCUCACUUCCUCGGAAGGUAUCUCAUUGUGGCUUCCACUGGGUCGGUGUCGGUUUGGGAUACGGUGGACGAUGUGGUCAAACCCAUUCAAUUAGCGACAUCCCUCAAUCCUGCUGAUACGGUUCACCAACCACUGGUGGCUGUGAACUCUCGCGUCCAGUCAUUUGCAGUCGCCACACGUGAGCCAUCCAGUGGUGGGAACAGCUCACACAAGAAGCGACGCAAGGCCCGAUUCAAUAUCCAAAUCUAUGACGUCCCAUCUUUCGAGCUUGUCUUCCAAGAAUCCCUCAGCAGCAACCCUCUUUCACUUCUCUCCGAUGCUUAUUCCGGCGAUUAUAUUAUUAUUGAUUCCACCGCCACGGUGCAGCGACUUGGAUGCCUCGAUAAAGCGUCACAAAAGAGCCUUCAACCUCGGGAGGUCACCACUCAGCUUGACACAGGACUGGCGAAUAUCUUUAACCGGGGUCAUGACCAAAUUAUCCCUCGCCCUAUCGAUGAAGACAGUUCUGCCUCUCAAAAUAAGGCGCUAGCUAGUGUCUUUGGUGACACACCUUCUUUCUCCCUGCCUUCCAUUGGGGUGCUUUUCAGGAAUGUGGUCCAAACAUUGGGCUCCAGCUAG
Penicillium macrosclerotiorum is the source of this 2712-nucleotide messenger RNA. RefSeq names its product WD repeat protein. Lineage: Eukaryota; Fungi; Ascomycota; Eurotiomycetes; Eurotiales; Aspergillaceae. The record is from RefSeq and is a predicted model, not a curated record. The transcript is spliced from 3 exons. The coding region runs from base 1 to 2712 and encodes 903 amino acids. Gene Ontology annotation, biological process: positive regulation of transcription by RNA polymerase I; positive regulation of rRNA processing. Gene Ontology annotation, cellular component: nucleolus. Gene Ontology annotation, molecular function: RNA binding; protein binding.